UAUGCAAAUUUAGCAGAUUUGUUUCAAUAACAAUUCAGACAUAUUUUAAUCGCGAACAAAAAAUGGAUGAAGCGCGAGGAACUGCAGUGAUAGUUAUCAAUGGAUUUCUUUCCUUCAUUGGAACUCUUGGGAACGUUCUGAUAAUAUUUGCCGUUUUGAAAACACCUCAUCUUCGUCAAAGGCCAUCUAACCAUCUUCUCUUGAGUUUGGCUGUAGCAGAUUUAGUAGUGACCAUGAUAGUCCAACCAUUAUACGUGACAUCAACAGCUCUGAAAACGUUUAAAGGUAGAUGCAAUUUAACCCUUGACAUGGCCUUGGGAGUUGUAGGCCCAUUCUCAAGCAGUAGUUCGGCGUUUCAUUUGGCAGCAAUCAGCAUUGACAGAACCAUAUCAGCCUUCAAACCUCAUCAACAUCGUGAAAUUAUCAAGAAGUGGUCCAAGAUGAUGUUGGGUAUUUGCUGGGGGAUUGCUUUUUUAUUCGAGGGUUUGCUAAUUCCAUUCCCGAAAGCUAACUUUGUCGGACCAACUUUCAUUUUGAUAAGUGAGAUCAUUAUGAUUUGUUCCUACUGCAUGAUUCUCUACAAGGUCAAACACUCUUCUCAAAGCACAGUGUCUACACCUUCUAUGCCAACGUACACAGCCCGUGAAAGAGCCAUUGAGAAUCGCAUGUCUGCCACGAUCGCAAUCGUCAUCUUGCUGUUUGCUGCCUGCUGGUUCCCUCUUGUUGGGUUCGCCUUUGCAAACCCURAUGUAACUUUCAUUUGCUCUUUUAACAUGGAAUUAACUUGGGUCAGAACUCUGUUGCUCGCCAAUUCUUCAAUGAAUUUCAUUGUUUACAGUUUAAGAAUCCGUCAGUUUCGCUCAGCUUACWUGAGAAUCAUUAAUAGAAUGCUUCAGCCAUUUGCCGAGGGUUUAAGAAAGUGCCUUUAA
This is a messenger RNA of Exaiptasia diaphana, 929 nucleotides long. RefSeq names its product cannabinoid receptor type 1A-like. Gene Ontology annotation, cellular component: membrane. Gene Ontology annotation, molecular function: G protein-coupled receptor activity. Gene Ontology annotation, biological process: G protein-coupled receptor signaling pathway. The transcript has a single exon. Bases 63 to 929 code for a protein of 288 amino acids. NCBI's taxonomy places the organism in Eukaryota, Metazoa, Cnidaria, Anthozoa, Actiniaria, Aiptasiidae. The record is from RefSeq and is a predicted model, not a curated record.